Messenger RNA from Lacerta agilis (Sand lizard), 1751 nucleotides. It is a transcript of the gene FAM110B, whose product is annotated as family with sequence similarity 110 member B. Lineage: Eukaryota; Metazoa; Chordata; Lepidosauria; Squamata; Lacertidae. The transcript has 2 exons. The coding region runs from base 541 to 1653 and encodes 370 amino acids. The record is from RefSeq and is a predicted model, not a curated record.
GCAGCAGCAGCAGCAGCUCGGUCGUGGGGAGAGUUUCAUUCAGCGCGUGGAGGGAGCUCCCCGCGCGCCGGGCGGGACGGCCUUAGCGGGCUGCGCUGCUCCCGCGCCCCCUCAGCGGUUUCGCCGCCUCGUCUCCCCUUUCCACGGGAACUGGCGUCGCCUGGCGCGGGGCUUGUUAUCUCUGAGGAGAGGCACGGCAGAUCACUGCUUGUAGUGGAGCACAAAGGAACCGCAGAGACUUCCACGUCCUUCAUUGAGAAGAAAGAAGCCAGCAGAGCAGGAUUAAUACAGGCUUGUUUCUGGUGGUCUUCUUGUACAAAGGCUGCCUUCAAGGGGGCGGGGGGGGGGAGAAGGAAGAAAGAAACACCGUGCUUAUUUAAUGAGCUGUGAAAUGAAGCGCUGCUGCUGCUGCUGCUGCUAACCUCCCAAUUCCUAGAUUCAUCUGCUAUUCGUUGUGCUUAAUAUACAUGUUUCUGCACUGUGCAUUUAGAAGAUCCCAGAAAGGAAUUCAAAACGGCUGCCGGGGAAAGACCACCAAACAUGCCUACAGAAACACUACAGACAGGUAGCAUGGUGAAACCUGUCAGCCCCGCCAUCACUUUCACUUCAGCCGUUCCACUCCGCAUUCUAAACAAAGGACCUGACUAUUUUCGCAGGCAAGCAGAGCCUAACCCAAAAAGACUUAGUGCCGUGGAGAGGCUGGAAGCUGACAAGGCAAAAUAUGUUAAGAGCCAAGAGGUCAUCAACGCCAAACAAGAGCCUGUGAAACCAGCAGUGCUUCCCAAGCCACCAGUGUGUCCUGCAGCCAAGCGAGCUUUGGGCAGCCCUACCUUGAAAGUGUUUAGCAACAAUGCAAAGACUGAGAGUGGUGUCCAAAGGGAGAAUCUGAAGCUGGAGAUUUUGAAAAACAUAAUCAAUAGCUCAGAGGGCUCUAGUUCAGGUUCGGGUCACAAAUAUAGUUCACGAAACUGGCCUCCCCACAAAUCCGAUUCAGGAGACCUUAACCGGCAUUCGUUUGCAGAAUCCUUAAAGGUUUACCCCACCCAAGGCCGUAGCAGUCCUCAAGAAAGCAACUCCAAUGUGGGUAGAAGGCUAUUGGGACAGUCGCCAGAAUCAUUCUUGCACGUUUCCCAUAGCUCAUCAGACAUUAGGAAAGUAUCUAGUGGCAAAACCUUAAAAGCAAUACCGUGCAGUAGUUCAGCUCCACCACUCCCUCCCAAACCCAAAAUUGCUGCCAUCACCACGCUGAAAUCGCCAGAGAUGGACACAGUAGAAUCCAGCUGUGGAGUCAGUAGAAGACCUUCUCUACAGCGAUCAAAGUCAGACUUAAGUGACAGAUACUUUCGAGUUGAUGCAGAUGUUGAAAGAUUCUUUAACUACUGUGGACUGGAUCCUGAAGAACUUGAAAAUCUUGGGAUGGAAAAUUUUGCAAGGGCUAACUCUGAUAUUAUCUCUCUCAAUUUUCGCAGUGCAAGUAUGAUCAGUUCAGACUGUGAACAGUCUCAGGACAGCAACAGUGACCUUAGAAACGAUGAUAGUGCCAAUGACCGCGUGCCAUAUGGCAUUUCUGCAAUCGAAAGAAAUGCCAGAAUCAUCAAGUGGUUAUACAGCAUCAAGCAAGCUAGAGAGUCACAGAAAGUGUCCCAUGUGUGAGUUGGAUCCGCAGGGGGGCAAAGAGGGACUGUAUCUUUGUGAAUAUUGUGAAGGGUUGUGAAGUCUACUUGAAGUCUUAAUACACUUCUCAGAUCUCU